This is a messenger RNA of Plenodomus lingam JN3, 234 nucleotides long. RefSeq lists its product as uncharacterized. NCBI's taxonomy places the organism in Eukaryota, Fungi, Ascomycota, Dothideomycetes, Pleosporales, Leptosphaeriaceae. The record is from RefSeq and is a predicted model, not a curated record.
AUGUCACUACGUACCAUAGGUGUUAGGCAGGGUAGAGAAAAUUAUUUAACGGGCUUUUUUGCUGCAAAGCCAACGUACCAGCCACGUACUGUAUCCAAUAUCAAUUGUCGAUCGUGGCCAUACCCGUGGCUGCGCAGAAUGUCAAAGUCGAGACUCGAGAGCGCCCGCGCACCCAUCAGCCUUGAUGCUGAGCCAUCACUAGUCAACUGGAGGCUUCGAGCGUGUCGGCGGUGA